AUACCGGCUGUCCUGUCCUACAAUGUCCUAAAAAUUAGAGUAAUUGAAAUUCGAUGGACUCUCAGCGAAGUACGGCGAUCCAUCUCUAUUCUCUAGUCUCUAUUCUCUUCCCAACUGAAAUUUAUUCACUCUUUAAAUAUCCUCUUUCUCUCUCUUCAUUCUUCUUCUUUGUCUUUUCGAUUCCUUUUUUUAUCUCUCUCUGCGUAACUGAUUAGAGAGAGAAACGCUUUAUAGCGUCUCUUGUCUCUGAUUCUUCUCUUUGUUCUACCUCUUCCGCCAUGGGCUGCUUUGUUUCCCGACCUCAAUCUGCUUCUGACAACACUAAAAGGAUUCGGAAACCAAAGCCAUGGAGGCAUACUGAAGCAAUUACCAAAGCACAACUGACUCAGAUGCGUGAGGAAUUUUGGGACACUGCACCUCACUAUGGUGGCAGGAGAGAAAUCUGGGAUGCACUCCAUGCUGCCGCUGAAGGUGAACUGGACAUGGCGCAGACAAUCAUCGAGAGUGCUGGAAUAAUUGUGCAGAACCCUGACCUGACAGUUUGCUAUGAUGAGAGAGGUGCAAAAUAUGAACUGCCUAAUUAUGUCCUGAGUGAGCCAACCAACAUGGUCCGCGACAACAGUGAUUCUUGAGAAACUUCAAGUUAAAAGUUUGACAAGUGUAAAUUAAUGUAAAGCAAGUACUGUAGUGGUUUUUGUUCGCGUAGAGCUACUGAGAUUUCUCGACCAUUUUUUCUUCCAUAUAUCUUUCUGGAAAUAGGCUCAUUGACUCAACCCGAUUGCUGACGAGAUGGUUUUUGUCUGGUGAACAACAUACUAAUUGCUUAUUAGUCUGGUGAUUCCCACAAGCUGCAAUUGCUCUGCAAAUAUUAGAUGUGAAAUGUUGUUGUAAAAGGUUCAGUAUAAUUUGAUCAUCUUUCUGACGUAUUCGUAAGCUUCCCUACUUGUCUUUGGUUUUAUACAAUUUUUAGUUUUGUUUUCUUUCUUUCUGUUAUGAAGAUUACGUUUAGUUGGUUAGCAUAGAUGCUUAUGAGGUCGAUUAUUUGGAGCCAUUUUUGGCCCCUUUGAGUAGUGCCAAAAAAUUCUGUCUUUAAUUGGAUGCUGGAUUUCAUGGUGCU
Amaranthus tricolor (Joseph's coat) is the source of this 1117-nucleotide messenger RNA. RefSeq lists its product as uncharacterized. NCBI's taxonomy places the organism in Eukaryota, Viridiplantae, Streptophyta, Magnoliopsida, Caryophyllales, Amaranthaceae. The transcript is spliced from 4 exons. The coding region runs from base 279 to 632 and encodes 117 amino acids. The record is from RefSeq and is a predicted model, not a curated record.